CUGUGCUGCUUCAUCUUCGCAGGCAAUGAUGGAAGAAAUCGCGGGCUUUGAAGAGCACCUGAACAACCUUAAAAUCAAAGGAGACACUUUGAUCGGCCAGUGUGCGGACCACCUGCAAUCAAAGCUGAAGCAGAGUGUGCAUGCUCACCUGCAGGGUACAAAAGACAGCUACUCAGCACUCUGCAGCGCCGCCCAGAGGGUGUAUCGGAGUUUGGAAUAUGAGCUUCAGAAGCAUGUCAGCCGACAAGACACGCUGCAGCAGUGCCAGGCGUGGAUCUCUGCAGUCCAGCCAGACCUGAAGCCCAGCCCGCAGCCACCUCUCAGCAGAGCAGAAGCCGUUAAGCAGGUCAAGCACUUCAGAGCUUUGCAAGAACAGGCCAGGACCUACUUGGAUCUCCUUUGUUCCAUGUGUGACUUGUCAAACUCUUCUGUGAAAAUGCAACAAAAGAAUUCAACAAACAGAGCAACUG
Nannospalax galili (Upper Galilee mountains blind mole rat) is the source of this 470-nucleotide messenger RNA. RefSeq names its product nesprin-1-like. The record is from RefSeq and is a predicted model, not a curated record. Gene Ontology annotation, cellular component: cytoplasm; meiotic nuclear membrane microtubule tethering complex; nuclear outer membrane. The transcript has 3 exons. Gene Ontology annotation, molecular function: actin filament binding. Gene Ontology annotation, biological process: nuclear migration. The annotation marks the transcript as partial. Lineage: Eukaryota; Metazoa; Chordata; Mammalia; Rodentia; Spalacidae.